CAGACUAGAGAUCCUGGGAGGAGCUUUAGCAAGGAUCUUGGCAGUGGAGAAACCAAUAUUGAGCUAGUCGUACUGGUGCAGUAAUCCAAGGAGUACACGCAACGUCCAGUAAUUCCGUGUAUUUUUCUGGUUUUAUUUUACAAUUAACGUAGUUAUUUGAUCGGGUGGAUAAGGUAGCAGUCGAUCAGAUGGGCCCACGCACCACAGCAGCAGGUCGCAUUAACUGGCCAGUCAGUCAACCUGGGCAGAAAACCUUGUGCCUGCAGCUAUUAGGCAACAUUGCAAACCGCAGCGUGAGCAGUGGCAAUCUUGCACGAAACAAAAUCCGGGACUGGGACGACGAAGAGAACAGAAACAAUCACUUGGAGAAGAAGCAUACGCUCGUUUUGCAUUGUACCGCGUUUCGUCCAUCUGCACUGCGCGUACUAAGCGGACUCAUCGACCGCCACUGGCGCAAUAGUGCUAAAUCGAGCCGCAACACGCCGUAUUUGUCCCGAGAUCGCAGGCAGCCAUGUCCCUGGUCCACGAAGACUCGCAGAUAUCUCAGGACUCGCAGAUGACCAUUAUCGAUGAGGACCGCCACGAGAUCCUCUAUUUUGCCUAUGGCAGCAACAUGUCCACCGCGCAAAUGAGGCAGCGAUGCCCUUACUCCACGCCCAUCGGCCUCGGCUUUCUGCCUGGCUGGCGCUGGAUCAUCAACGAGCGAGGGUACGCCAAUAUUGUGCAGCAGGAUAGCCAGACUGGCGGCGGGGUGUAUGGUCUGCUGUAUCUGCUACCGCCACGGGAUGAAGAUGCCCUUGAUAUUUUUGAGGGCGUCGGAUAUUACUAUGAGAAAAGCAAGGUGGAGGUUACGUGGCAGCUGGACGGUGAGAAGAAGGCCAUUGGCGGUGGCAACGGGCAGGUCGUCAGGGCGUUGGUAUAUAUGGACGAGGAGCGAACGGUGCCGGCUGCGCCGUUGGAGGAAUACAUUCAGCGAAUGGAAACGGCCAUUGAGGAUGCCGUUGAGAAUUGGGGCCUUGAUCGUGCAUAUGCAGCCGAGUUGAGGAGGUUUUGGGCGUAGACGCGGGCUACGGAUUGCAUCCCUUGGCGUUUUUCGGUAUGGCGGCGUCUUGUUUGGUGAAUUUCUCUGCUCAGUUUAUUCUUGCCUCACUCUACUAAACAUUUUAAAAAAAAAUUCUUUUUUCUUUUCAAGUCGUUGUUAA
Molecule: messenger RNA, 1202 nt
Organism: [Torrubiella] hemipterigena
Lineage: Eukaryota; Fungi; Ascomycota; Sordariomycetes; Hypocreales; Clavicipitaceae
Source: the annotation of a GenBank genome assembly